Molecule: messenger RNA, 683 nt
Organism: Nelumbo nucifera (sacred lotus)
Lineage: Eukaryota; Viridiplantae; Streptophyta; Magnoliopsida; Proteales; Nelumbonaceae
Product: Proteinase inhibitor, propeptide
Source: RefSeq, a predicted model, not a curated record
AGGAUCUGCCUAAAGAGAACGCGGAAGCGCCGAGACGAAAGAUUACUUCGCAGCAAAGGAUUUCAAGAGAAAAAAAAGCUUUCAAAGGCGAAGAAGGAAUGCAGAGAAGCUUGAAAUUGUCAACGGCGUUGUUGGUUGUGUUGGUUUUGAUUUUCAGUUCGAUAAUGGCUGACGGUGCUGCUGGAACAGGCGGUUCUCCUGCCUCCUCUGAAGCUGCAGUUCACAUAGUUUACACUGAGAAGCCCGAGGGUGAGGAGCCCGAAGCUUUCCACAUCAAAACCCUUGCUUCCGUCCUCGGCAGCGAGGAGGCUGCAAAAGGGGCAUUACUUUACAGUUACAAGAAUGCUGCAAAUGGGUUUUCGGCUAAACUCACACCUGAACAAGUCUCUCAAAUCUCAAAGCAACCAGGCGUCCUUCAGGUGGUGCCAAGUAGGACCUUACAACUGCAUUCAGGACCUGCCAAGAUACACUAGAACAAGUGAAACCCUUCCCUACAGAGGGACUAGCGGAUCCCUUAAAUAGGCUUUAUAUGUAUAAGUUCCAACUCAUCCAUGGCAUGGUAUUUACGAUAUUAUGGACCUGAAACUGUUCUUGAUGGAUUUACUCAGGAUAUAUAUGUUAAGAGUUGUGAAUUGUUGACAUUUAAAUAAAUCAUAGUAUAUAAGUUUGUUAUACAGACUUUA